AUGCUGCAGGACACGACUCGGCAAGCAAUGGCUGAAGAGGAAGCCUCCAGGAGCCUUCUGCAUAUCGACCUUUUGCAACGGAGUCAUCUCAUGGCUCGUAUAAUCUGCAAGGCUCGAAGUGGCGACGAAGAGGAUGAAGCGAUGCGCCCGCUGAAAGUUGCCAUCGCCACACCGGAAACGGUCCUCGUGGCGGAGCAAGCGGCACAAAUUCGCUGCGAUUCGUGGGGCUCAAGGCCGGCCGCAAACCUCAGCUGGUGGAUGGGCAGCCGGCGCAUGACACGCAGUGCGGUCAACGUCGACGAGUCGAGCGGCCGCACUAGCAGCCUGCUCGCCUUCACGCCCGGAGCUGACGACCACGGCCGGCGGAUCCGCUGUCGCGCUGCCAAUGAGCGUGUGCCUGGUAGCGCAAUUGAAGAUGCGCUUCUACUAGAGGUUGAAUUCGUUCCCUCCGUGCGACUAAGGCUCGUCGGUGGUUCGGCCGUGGACGAAGGUAGAGACGCGAGGUUUGAGUGCAGCGUGAAGGCACACCCGCAGCUGCUGGAACCACCCCGCUGGCUCUGGGAGGGCCGACCACUGUCGGCCGGAGGGCGACAUCAAGCCGGAAGCAACGGUUCCCUGCACGUGCUCACGCUGCACGGAGUGCGCCGGUCACAACGAGGACGCUACUCCUGCCUCGCGAGGAAUGCCAGAGGAAAGGCACUCAGCGCACCUGUCAACCUCCAAGUGCGCUACGCACCGCGAUGUGCGCCCAACCAGCGGCACGAAUACCAGGCAGCCCUACACCAGGCGGUGCUGGUGCGCUGUCGCGUGGAGGCCGAGCCUGCAGCUCCAACACUUUUCGGCUGGACAUUCGCCGGUGGUCCACACGAGCAGGCACUCACGUUGCUCGACCACACUCGCUCAGCCGGUGGACUCGAGAGCCACAUACGCUACGUGCCCCGCAGCGAGCUGGACUACGGCACACUCGCCUGCCUGGCUAGCAACCCUGUGGGCGCGGCAGCGACCCCCUGCUUCUUCUCGGUGCUCGCGCCAGCGCCGAGGUGCAGUGUAAUCCAUCCGGGUCCUCGUCUCGCCUGCAUGACGGCGUCGCCGCUCGUCAACGGCGCCUCCCUUCUCGUCCAGCUGAAAGACCCGCGAGGAGUGCUCCGGGCUUCUCUCAGAUCAGCGCAGCCCGUAAUUCUGCUUAAGGGUCCACUGUUUAGCCACCACCUGCUGGCCACUGCUUUCAUGGUGAGCCCCUCGGGACAGCGCAGUUCAGCGUCGACUCCGAUUCACUUGGCCCCGACAAGCCUUCAGGAGGACAACGCAAAGGCAGGGUCCAACAGAGCUUCAGUCUCAUCGCAGGUUUGGAGAUUGACGAUCCAUGUCGUGAUGAUUUGGAACCUGAAUUACAAGACGACGAAGAUACGUCAUUAGAGGAGAUGCGCACCUCACUGUGCCCCAUGCGCACCCAA
This is a messenger RNA of Rhipicephalus sanguineus (brown dog tick), 1454 nucleotides long. Its product is annotated as nephrin. The transcript is spliced from 6 exons. NCBI's taxonomy places the organism in Eukaryota, Metazoa, Arthropoda, Arachnida, Ixodida, Ixodidae. The record is from RefSeq and is a predicted model, not a curated record. Bases 1 to 1416 code for a protein of 471 amino acids.